Capronia epimyces CBS 606.96 is the source of this 468-nucleotide messenger RNA. RefSeq names its product large subunit ribosomal protein L23Ae. The transcript is spliced from 3 exons. Bases 1 to 468 code for a protein of 155 amino acids. The record is from RefSeq and is a predicted model, not a curated record. Gene Ontology annotation, biological process: ribosomal large subunit assembly; translation. Gene Ontology annotation, molecular function: structural constituent of ribosome. NCBI's taxonomy places the organism in Eukaryota, Fungi, Ascomycota, Eurotiomycetes, Chaetothyriales, Herpotrichiellaceae. Gene Ontology annotation, cellular component: cytosolic large ribosomal subunit; ribosome.
AUGGCGCCCUCCACCGUGAAGCCGAAAGGCGGCUCAAAGAAGCCGAAUGCCAAAGCCAACCAGGCCGCGAAAGCCACUCUAAAAGGCGUCCAUUCCGACAAGGCGCGCAAGAUCCGCAAGUCGACGACCUUCCACAGACCGAAGACGCUCGUCCUUUCCCGAUCACCCAAGUAUCCUCGCAAGUCAAUCCCUCACGAGCCACGGCUGGACCAUCACAAAAUCAUCGUCCACCCCUUGAACACCGAGAGCGCAAUGAAGAAGAUUGAGGAGCACAACACUUUGGUUUUCAUCGUCGACGUCAAGGCCAACAAGCGACAAAUCAAGGAGGCUCUCAAGAAGCUAUACGAUGUGGACACAGUCAAGAUCAACACGCUGAUCAGACCCGAUGGCAAGAAGAAGGCCUUCGCCAGAUUAACCACGGAUGUGGACGCGCUCGACAUUGCGGCUACGAAGUUGUCCAUUGUGUAG